Molecule: messenger RNA, 684 nt
Organism: Adineta ricciae
Lineage: Eukaryota; Metazoa; Rotifera; Eurotatoria; Adinetida; Adinetidae
Source: the annotation of a GenBank genome assembly
AUGAAAGAGCAGGUAUUAUUCAUAUUCAUACUGACAAUAGCUGUGGUCACGAAGGCAUAUUCGAGUAGUGAUGAUAAUGAUGAAAAUGCACUUGUCUUAGAGCAUUUGAUUCGAUCUUUAUUUCGCUAUCAUGAAUCAUCAAAACAUCCUCCAUUAAAACAACGAGGAGAGUCGACAUUCAAUGAGGCUCAACGACAAUUUCAAAAUGAAUCAUUACUGUCACACAAUGUUCUUCGCGCUCAGCAUUGUUCACCACCACUGGUUUUAGAUGAUGAAAUCAAUACAAGGGCUCAAAUAUAUGCCGAUAUUUUAGCAUAUAAUGACACCGGAUUGAUUCAUAGUAACAAUCGACUCGGUCUAUUUGGAGAAAAUCUUUAUUCAGUGCAACGCUCACGUCCCAUAGUCAAUAUCGACGGCUUCGGCGAUAAGGUGACACGUACUUGGUAUUCUGAAAUUCUUCGAUACGAUUAUACCAAACCAGGCUAUGCAAGAAAUAUCGGGCAUUUCUCUCAAGUCGUUUGGAAAAACUCCGAGAGACUUGGCGUAGGAUAUGCGUUCUCAAAACAAGGGCGUAAAAUGUAUGUGGUGGCACAAUAUGGGCCACCUGGUAAUUACGAUUUCGCAUUUGGUUCCAAUGUUGUAGACCCAACAACCUGUUCAUGGGAACAAGAAAACAAAAGAUAA